Molecule: messenger RNA, 2012 nt
Organism: Grus americana (Whooping crane)
Lineage: Eukaryota; Metazoa; Chordata; Aves; Gruiformes; Gruidae
Gene: SF3B6
Product: splicing factor 3b subunit 6
Exons: 4
Coding region: 157-534 (125 amino acids)
Cellular component (GO): nucleus; cytoplasm; ribonucleoprotein complex
Molecular function (GO): mRNA binding
Source: RefSeq, a predicted model, not a curated record
AGGGGCCUCGAGCUCGGCGGGCCGUCGUUUCCGGCGCGGUGCAGGCUGGGAUAGCAUCCGGGUCAUCCGCUGAGGCGAGCGGCGCGCGGGGGAGGAGGCCCGUUCCCUGCCGGUGUUUCUCUCCCAGGCCGCGGCCCCCUCUCUCCGACCGGCGCCAUGGCGAUGCAAGCGGCCAAGCGAGCUAACAUUCGGCUGCCUCCGGAAGUCAACCGGAUCCUGUAUAUUAGGAACCUGCCAUAUAAAAUCACAGCGGAGGAAAUGUAUGAUAUUUUUGGGAAAUACGGGCCUAUCCGACAAAUCAGAGUUGGGAACACUCCUGAAACUAGAGGAACAGCCUAUGUGGUCUAUGAAGACAUCUUUGAUGCCAAAAAUGCUUGUGAUCACCUGUCGGGAUUCAACGUGUGCAACAGAUACCUUGUUGUUUUGUACUACAAUGCAAACAGGGCAUUCCAGAAGAUGGACACAAAGAAGAAAGAGGAACAGCUUAAGCUUCUCAAGGAAAAAUACGGAAUUAAUACAGACCCACCAAAAUAAACUGAUUUUUUUUGGAAAACUUUUCAAGCCCUGCUGUUGAGUUCAACUGUUUUCAAGCCCCGCCGCUGAGUACUUGAACUAAACAUAGGAAUUCUCAAUGAAGUAUAACUUUUCUUUUUAAUUUGAUAAGCUGUAAUUUGAAUCUUUAGGUCUUCACAUUAGAAUUAAAUAAAUGUAAAACAUCGGAAGAUCUGCUUUAAGAUUAAAUCCCCCUAAGCGGACAUAGCUUCUCCAUGUUGUGAGGGUGACCUGGUAGAUGCUGCAUAACCACAGUCCUCUUUCGAGCAGGACCUCUCGUGAUGGCACCGAGCAGGCCGAGUGUUUCAUACCUCCUGCAGUCCUGCCCGCUCCCCAGGGCAGGUUUGAAGCGCGGCAGCCAGUUAAUGCAAAGAGCUUAAGGGGCUCUGCACAAGCUGCCUGCCUGGAGGUAAAUUUCACUGGCUGCAUUCUGAAAAUGGAGUAUUGCAACCAGUGUGCCUGCCGCAGGGAUCCUGGUGCUUUUUUAAAAAAGAAAUAACUAUGGUUUGAUAAUUCAUCACACUCGUAUAUUAUACACAAAUCAUUGCGCCUUUCUCCCUCUGGGAAUGUGUGAAGGAGCCUAACUCCAUGACGUGAGUGUUCGGCUGCUGCUUACUAGAAUCAAAGCAAGCCCAAAUCCAUGUGUAGAACAGAGUUUCUUUUACAAACGAUAGAAAAUGAAUGGCCUUUCAAAAGAAUCCAACUGCUGGAGUGACUUCAGUCAAAAUAUCUGGUUCCCAGUGAUCGAGACAAAACAGAUAGGCUGCAGAAAACAAUCUUGUGUUGCUGGAGGGCUGAAUUCAUGGUAUACGAGAUCUUUAUUAUGUGUACCGGGUUUGCACGGAGGUGAGUUAGGAGCAACAGGAAUACACUUCGCGCCUUUUAAUAUAAGUAGAGAACACCUGACCAAAAUGAGACAAUGCUGGUGGUAAUUUUAGAUACCUGUAGCACAGUUGAUUUCUACUGAGUGUGUUUGAACUGUAAUAUAUUUCAUGUACAUAAAUUUUUAGGUGUAGCAUCUGGUGGAGGAAAAACAGAUUUAAAUUUUUUGGCUCUUAUUUUUUCAGCGCUCGUGUCCUGUAAAUAAAAACUAGUGUGAUACAGAGUCUGCAUAACCAGUAUAUUUUGGAAGCAGAAAAGAAUAACCUCUACUUCUGUUCUGAACCAGCUGGAAGCCACAUGAAUGCUGGCAGUAUCCUGCCUCUUGGGAGUAUUUAUUUGCUUGGAUGUGAUGUUUAACUCCCUGAGCAGACAACUUCCAGCUAGUGCAGAACAUGGGCAGAUGCAAACGUACUUUGCCUGAGGAUUUGUAAUUCAAGUUAAAUUUUUUUCAGUGCAUUAUACUGUCCUAAAGGAACAUUUCCAUUUUCUUAUCCAUAGAUUUUUGUUGAAAUCUGUCACUUAAAGAACCAUGCUGUUCUUGUGUCCAUUUAAUAAAAAAAUAAAUGUGUGUCUACAUA